Nannospalax galili (Upper Galilee mountains blind mole rat) is the source of this 1137-nucleotide messenger RNA. RefSeq names its product programmed cell death 6 (gene Pdcd6). The coding region runs from base 118 to 681 and encodes 187 amino acids. The transcript is spliced from 6 exons. The record is from RefSeq and is a predicted model, not a curated record. Gene Ontology annotation, molecular function: calcium ion binding. NCBI's taxonomy places the organism in Eukaryota, Metazoa, Chordata, Mammalia, Rodentia, Spalacidae.
GACUCAGAGGCACGCGCUUCCGGUGUUCCCAGGAAGUCAAGCGGCUUCAGGUCCCGCCCCAGUCGGAGGCGGAAGUGGAGCCGCAGGAGCUGAAUCGCGUCCGCUGUGCCUCUCCCCAUGGCCGCCUACUCCUAUCGCCCGGGCCCCGGCGCCGGCCCUGCUGCGGGCGCCGCGCUGCCGGACCAGAGCUUCCUGUGGAACGUCUUCCAGCGCGUUGAUAAAGACAGAAGUGGAGUAAUUUCAGACAAUGAGCUUCAGCAGGCACUAUCCAAUGGCACGUGGACCCCAUUUAAUCCAGUGACUGUUAGGUCAAUCAUUUCUAUGUUUGACCGGGAAAACAAGGCUGGUGUAAACUUCAGUGAGUUCACGGGUGUCUGGAAGUACAUCACAGACUGGCAAAAUGUCUUCCGCACCUACGACAGGGACAACUCGGGGAUGAUCGACAAGAACGAACUCAAGCAAGCUCUCUCAGGCUACCGGCUCUCUGAUCAGUUCCACGACAUCCUCAUCCGCAAAUUUGACAGGCAAGGACGAGGGCAGAUCGCAUUUGAUGACUUCAUCCAGGGCUGUAUCGUCUUGCAGAGGUUGACAGACAUAUUCAGACGCUAUGACACGGAUCAAGACGGCUGGAUUCAGGUGUCUUACGAGCAGUAUCUCUCCAUGGUCUUCAGCAUUGUAUAACCAGCCCUUGUGAACAGCAAGCACAGCAUGCAAAAAGACUGGAAAUGCCAAAUCCCUUACUGUGAUGAAACAGGACACAGAUGCAGUUAGAUACUGUUCUUCAUGUAGACUGUAUAAUUAAUACUUGGGGACCUGGCUGUACAUAUGUGAAUAAGCUGGUUAGUACUUUUGUAGUGGUAACCAUAGCUCACUGUUGUAAUACAAACCUUAGGAUUGCUGACUAAUUGUGCCAUGAGGUAAAACCUAAUAAUGGUUCAGGAUUCUGCUUGCAAACAAUGUAUCAUGACCUUUCUAAAUGUCUCUAAUAGUAUAGUUAAAAUGCCUUUACUAGCUAAUAAGAUUUUAAAAUAAUACGAAAUUUGCACAGAAAGCUUUUCAUGUGCCUUACUUUUUUUAAAAAAGAGUUUAUUGUAUUCUUUGGAAUAUGCAACACAAGCAAUAAAGUAAUGAUACAGA